Cetraspora pellucida is the source of this 702-nucleotide messenger RNA. The record is from the annotation of a GenBank genome assembly. NCBI's taxonomy places the organism in Eukaryota, Fungi, Glomeromycota, Glomeromycetes, Diversisporales, Gigasporaceae.
GUUGAAAGAUUCGGUAGGGAUUAUGCCAACUAUGAAGAAAUAUCGAUAGGGUUCAAAAAUCUAGAGCAGUUUAAUAAUGAUAGUAUAGAUGAAAAUAAAGAACAAACAAAUAAAGAAGAAAUAGAUAGUGAAUCAGACGAUGAUAUUCCGGAAUACGAACGAAUUAGACAGAAGCAAAUUCAAGAAAAUCAGAAAAUGCUACUUUCAUUGGGACUGAAAUGUGAUCUCGGAGAAGAAUCAGAUGAUAUAUCACAUCUUGAGAAGUUACUCAACAGCAAGCCACUACCCCCACCAACACCGACAGCGUUGAUCGUCAUACCACAUAUUCCCAACAGUGCUCUCAAUUCACAAACGAUCCCUUACUAUCGUGCAAUGAUCAAACGUUUGGCUCGUGAAGCAUAUGAUCGGUUACCUCCUUCCGGAUUUCUCGUGAUAGGCGGGCAGGAUGUUCGAACUUCAGACAACAAAUUAUGGCCUCUUGGUAUGCUUUUUAUGGAAGAUGUGAAUAACGCUGUUGGAGAAGAUAAAAUGCCUCUUAAGGAGCUUGUAAUCACUGUACCGGAUGGUUAUGCAAAAGAUAAGAAGAAGAUUUGUUCAUACGAAGAUUAUACAGAAGAACGAUGUAUCGUAGAUGAAGAAGAAAAUACGGUGCAAUUGCCCAUAGUUCAUGCAUGUUAUCUUAUAUUUAUGAAACUUAGAUGA